This is a messenger RNA of Meloidogyne enterolobii, 2454 nucleotides long. Lineage: Eukaryota; Metazoa; Nematoda; Chromadorea; Rhabditida; Meloidogynidae. The record is from the annotation of a GenBank genome assembly.
UCGGGCGGGUGUUUCAAAAAUUUUUUCGGAUUGGCUCUUUGAUGAAAGAAAGGUUCUGAUUGAGUUUCUGGUAAGCGAGGUCCGAUUAUAUUUUUGCUUAUAUUUUUUAAAUUGCAACAAUGCCGAGGUGUGGGAUUCAUUUUCAAAUCCCAAUAUUCUCAUGCGAUAUAGCAUCUUUGGAGCGUCUUUUAAAUGAAAAAUCUUUUCGUGAGCAACUUGUACUUUUUAGUGUAGAUUCUCAACAAACAGAAGCUCUCGCAAGUGAACAACAUGGACGAACAGUUGGAAAAAAUUCGUCGAAUACAGUUCCACUUUUAGAAGAACAUCGAAAAGAUUUUAUUCCAAUUUUGUUAAGAAUUCUUUAUGGUUCCUUACACACACAUGUUCCUCAAAGAGGAAAGGCUAGACGUAUUGCUAUUUUUCGUUUUUUGGCAAAUUGUUUAUCUGAUGAAUUGCAACUUUUUCUUCAACUUAUAUUUGGCCCUAUUUGUUCAUUUUUUGAAAGUGACGAUACAAAGACUGAUAUUUCUAUCUCUAAAACGUUGAAAUCCCUUAAUGACAAAAAGUCUCAAGUUUCAUCAGUUUCUCUAAAUAAACUCAAAAGCAUUCUUGGCUCCUUGACAGAUUUUUUCAUUUUUCUUGGUCCUUCUCUAAGUGAUUUUCAAACAAAUUUUCUUUUUAAUAUUUUGCUUUUAUCUGGAAAAAUAAUUUUGCUGCGUGACCAAAUGUUUUGUGAAAGAAAUUUAAUAGAAGACGAAAGUAUGCCAUUAAUCAGACAAUUGAAAAACUUGAGACUUCUUUUUAUGGAAACGAUUACUAAGUUUCUUCAAACCUUUGAGACUCGUAUUAUUUUUGUUACUUCAAUUGAAACGUUUUUCAACGAAAUUUUGACUCCUUUAAUCGAGAAUAAAGGAAAGGUUGUUGCUUCUCAACAAAAGUGUUUGAUUUUAUUGCCAUCUUCAUUAAUUAAACUGUUUUGUUUUUGGAUAAAAAUAAGAAGAUAUCAACCAUUACUUAAUGUCCCCUUAUUGAUCCGAACUACUACAAAUUUGGAAAGUGAUGCUAUUGAAAAAACAAUAACUACUACACCUUUUUCAUUGCUUUGUGAUCAACUUUUAAUAUUCAAUAAAGAAGAUGUUAACAGAAUAAAAAAUGCACAUGUUGAAAUUGUGCAAGCUUGUAGUUUAUUGCUUAACUCUUUGGAUGAUCAAAUUUUUGUUCCAGAUGAAAACGAUUUUUCUUUAUUACUUCCUCAAGCACAAAUACAACAUGAGAAAAUCGAAACAAUUAAUGAAAACAGUAAAGUUACAUUUGGAGUUGGCCUAAUUCUUUCCAAAUCAAAUGUCAGCAAAAUUCUUCAGCAUUUAUCUCAUUUUAUUGGUGGGGACCAUUCAAAGAUUGCUCGUUUGCCACCAAUUUAUUUUGAAUUUAUUAACAAGCUAAGUUCUCUCACUCACGAUCCAGAAUUUGGUCAACUUUUUGCACAAACACUUCUUUUAUACAUUACAAAUAAAAAUGGAAAGGUGUUACGUCGUCAAUCUAUUGAUAAAGUUUAUAAUCUUCUUUCAACUUUUACCAGACUUUGUGUUCAUUUGGAGAAUCCUUUAAUUGCAAUUCGUUUAAUCAGUCCUCUUUUCUCAAUUCUUAAUGGACGGCAGGCACGAGAACAUCUUGUUGGAAUUUGUUCAGCUCUAUGUGCAAACAAGCAAAUGAUACAGGAAGCGGGAUAUUUGCUAAAGUUGAUAGAGUCACUUGAAAGUUGGGAUGCUAGACGAAUAUCUGAACCAGAUGCUGAACGGCGAUGUGAAGCACUUUUAUGUUUACACGACUUGUACGAACGCUGCGACCUUGACAAGCUUCUGGUUAACGGUGCUCAUGAAUUUUUGCCUUUGUUUGCUCAUUCACAUGCUCAUGCUAUGAUUAAUUCUUCCGACAUUUCUUUACGCGGUGCUGCAUCCAAUUGUUUUCGACAAUUAAUCAUAUUUGCCUCAAAACAACUAAAUAAUUUGGAGAAUUCUGAUUCUUUUAAUCCUUGUGAUUUUUUGCAUUCACAUUUGAUACCACUUGUGAUAAAAGGCAUACAGUCUGGUAACGAUGAGAAAAUGGAGCCUGUUCGACAAGAAUUUUUUCAAUGUUUGAUACAACUUAUGCGUUCAUUUCCUUCGGAUUCUCAUUUGACAGCGUUGAGAGAAAUUGGUGGAGAUUCGAUGAUAGUUGAUGAUAGUGAUACGAAAGAUCAAGAAAUGGAUUUUUUCGAAUGCGCAUUACAUAUUCAGACACAUAAACGCAAACAAGCUUUUAAUCAACUUGCAAAACGUUUAAAUAAUGAUGAGUCAUGUACCUUUAAUUCAAUACAUUUUGCCAAUCAUCGAGCCUUAUUUCCUUGAAAAUGCUCCAAAUCGUGUAGCGCUAGCUGAACAAGCUUUAAAUUUGUUUACUGCUAUUCUCAAAAGG